Molecule: messenger RNA, 1560 nt
Organism: Morchella importuna
Lineage: Eukaryota; Fungi; Ascomycota; Pezizomycetes; Pezizales; Morchellaceae
Exons: 1
Coding region: 1-1560 (519 amino acids)
Source: RefSeq, a predicted model, not a curated record
AUGUCCAAUACCACCACAUCGCGCCGCUCUCCAUGCCCGCAAUUGCCUUUGCCUUUCAAAGCCUCCAGUCUCCAGAAAGACUGUAUCGAUCCCUACGUCCCAUCAUUUUCACUAACUGGAAGUUCUGAUCUUAUAAUUCAGCCCUCUCCACGUCUCUGCCGUAGCGAUCUUACAGCUCCCACUUUCAAGGACCUUUCCGAACUCUCUCUAUUACGCAUCCUUGACCUCGCCCAUCCAGAAAAGGAGAACCCGCCACCCCGCCUGUUCCCCACCUCAGAGCGAGUGCAAGAUCAGUUCUUCUUUACUUGCGAGUGGAACGAAUUCGGGAAUCUUGAGACCGAGCACGCACGCUUGCUGUACACUCUUACCCGCUACCCCGAACGCGGACUUCCAUCUGUCUCUCGACCGCUCGUCGAGGCGUUGCUCUACUGUGAGAGUGUUCUUGAUGGCUGGCCAAGGGUUUCAGGCAGUGUUAAGCUAGGUGCAGAGAAGGUGCUGAGUGAUGUGCUGGGCCAGAUGGUUUUUGCCCAGCGAGGAACUAGAGACCGAAAGGAGGACUUUCUAACAGCACCGGUAGAGUAUGUGACUGGCGGAGGACCGCCGUAUCUUCAGGUGUCGUUGUGGAAGCGGGCACUCGCAGAGAUCACAAACGACCUGCAAGGCGGAAAUUCUAGUCGGGUAGAGCAGUUCCUACAGAUACAUGCAUGUCUAAAAGACCCAAUCGGUGGGCUUAAGUGCUGCUUUCGGAGACAGCUUGACAGCUUCAUGGGUUUAUUAGCGUCAUUGCGGAGCUCUCUAUCUAGAGAAACCACUGCGAUACCCCCAGAAACAUGGAAAGAUAUUGCGGCGCAGCUGGCAGCUGAGUCUUCGUUUUUGAGCAUACCAAGGCUACUUAAGGUUGUGUAUAUCCACUUUGUGGGCCACCAAAUGCUUCCAUAUGUCUAUGUCUCCCUCGACAAACUACCACGCGCCGAAUUCUCAAUUCCGAAGCGCGUGCUGGAAAUUAUGCGUGAGAUGGUUUCCGGCACUCCCAGCUCUGGCAGCUCCAUGUGUUGCGUUGCACCCAUCACCAUCGCAUAUUGCCCUUCACUGACGCGUGGAAGGAAGGCGGGGAAGGUCAUUCUUGACGGUAACAACAGAGUCGCUGCUAUCGCGGUGCUAAGGUUCCUGGCUACACUGACCGUUGGCGGAACCAAUGACAUGGUCAUGGGAAGCCUAGAACGCUACUGCACUUACCACGGAUUCGAUAGCAAGUGGCAUGUUGACCUUCGGGAUGUCAUCUCUGAGCUAUGGGGCUCUCCCGAGACUCUAAAGUAUCUCCGUGAGGAAUCCAGGGGCCUUGUUGCAAAGUUUAGGACGGUAGUGCGCGUUCCGGCACUUGUGGUCCAGGAACCAAGUUUUCAUACGGUGUGGGUCCCGAAAACAGGGGCUGAGAGAACGGCAUUACUUCAGCCUAUGCAUCAGUCUAUAUACAACGAUAGGUCCCUUUGCCUCGCAAUUCCAGCGAAGCAGCAGUCCCAUGGUAGGCCACUUGGGUUUUGGCCAUUGCCGUUGAAGUAG